UUAAGAGAGAUGUUCGGCUACCAUUACUAAAUUUGCAUGCAGGUAGCCAAACUUUAAACUUAAACACCAAGCUUUGUCAUAAGUAAAAUGUUAGUCUUUUCCAAAACUAAUAAAAAACAACUCAUGGCAUAUAAGUAAAAUCUUCGGCUGCCUGCAAAUUUCAUUUUUCUCUACAAAACUAUUACUUUUUGUCGAUUGCAAACAUCAUCUUCAUAUUCAAAACCUUAUAACAAACAUCAAAAACUUGAAUCCCAAGGCUUUGUUAUAAGCAAAUAUCAUCCUCGAAUUAGUUCAAAAUUACUUUCAAGAGGUGAUUAAGAAUCCGGGCGUGCUUCAUAGCCAACUGGAUGUAAGUAUUCUGGAUUUGUAAGGCUUGCUAACUUUAUUUAUUGUAAACAGAUUUCCAAACCUUGAUCUUUGAUCUAAAAAGAAACCAAAUAGGGUUGUCUGUUUGAGGCAGCUAAAGAAUUCGUUAUAUUAAAACGAUACAAAAGACCAUGAUAGUUGGAUUUCGUUACAAUUAAAUCUUAGCGAAGCAAAAUCGCUUACCAUCGUGAUUAGCGAUUAGUGCAGUUGUGUUAGUUGGAUUCGAGUAGGGCCAGUAGCCCCCCUUUUUUGAAAGUUGGCAAGUUGGAUAUUCUUCUCUUUCGUUGAGAAAUAAAGUAAAUCCCGGUUUUCGGAAUUGCUGCCUGUUACGCAACCAAUCAAUCAAGAAGAUGGGAUUGUGUAACAGCACAAUUGGAGAUUCAGAAAGGGUCAAUCGGUGGAGAUUAACAGGCAUUGUUGCUCUCAGAGAUUGCAAAUUAAAGAUAUUUCCAAACCAAGUUCUUGAGUUGGAGGCUUCUGUACGAACUCUCGACUUGACAAACAACAAAAUAGAUGACGUUCCAAAGGAAAUCGAUAAGUUAAUUAACAUCCAAAGACUGAUUUUAGCUGAUAAUCAUAUCGAGCGCCUCCCAGUGAAUUUGGGGAAACUCGAAUCUCUAAAAAUGCUUACCCUGGACGGGAAUCGGUUAACCUCCUUGCCCGAUGAAUUGGGAUUUUUGAGAAAGCUUGAGCAACUCUCAGUCUCCCGGAAUUUACUAACAAGCUUGCCUGAAACUAUAGGAAGAUUGCGCUAUUUGAAGUUGUUAAAUAUAUCACAUAACAAGUUGGAGUCUCUACCAGAUUCAAUUGGGGGUUGCUUCUCAUUGGAAGAAUUACAAGCAAAUGACAAUUCUAUUAAACAUCUGCCGCUGUCUAUUUGCAACCUCAACUGCUUAAAGUCACUCUGCAUGGACAAUAACAAUGUUUCUCAGAUACCUCAGAAUUUAUUGAAAGACUGCAAAGCAUUGCAGAGCAUUUCUCUUCAUGGCAAUCCCAUCUCAAUGGAUCAGUAUCAACAGAUGGAAGGAUUCCAAGAUUUUGAGGAAAGGAGGAAAAAAAAGUUCGACAAGCUUAUUGACUCAAACGUUAUGAUCAGUUCUAAGGGACUUGACGAGGGUAUUGAUUUGUAAAUUGCAUAGUUUAAUUCCAAAAAGAAGAAUCUGUAUCUCUAAAUGGGAUUUGUUUUCCAGAGCUGGGGGUUUCCAUGAAGUUCAACAUUAGCCACCUUCCUAAAACUGUACAUCGUGCAUUGUUGUUGUAUAUCUGUUGAUUUGGCCCUAUAGUUACAGCUAGCUCUAUUUAAUGAAAUCUGUAUUUGUAAUUCUUUUGUAAGAAUCAUUCUUCCCCUCCAUGCAUAAGUGCAAGAAUGUAAAAAUCAGACAGCGUAAAGGCUAGGUUAUGACAUCUGGAGCCAUAAAAAAAUGUAGCAUCAUCAACAUUCAAUUGUUUGUAGAAACGUUUCUGAAGUGUCAAGUUAAAUUUGGGGAGUCCCAGCAGAACA
Molecule: messenger RNA, 1867 nt
Organism: Papaver somniferum (opium poppy)
Lineage: Eukaryota; Viridiplantae; Streptophyta; Magnoliopsida; Ranunculales; Papaveraceae
Product: plant intracellular Ras-group-related LRR protein 7-like
Exons: 10
Coding region: 717-1496 (259 amino acids)
Molecular function (GO): protein binding
Source: RefSeq, a predicted model, not a curated record